CACGCAACAGGGCGCUUUUUUUCUAUACUAGAGGUACCCCCUUGAUACCGUGUAAUAUAGAAGGUAAGGUAGAAAAAAGCCCAAGGGCAGCCGCGCGUCUUCAGCUUACUUUUUUCAAAAUUGCAACGUACUUUGACAGACAGUAUUUCUACUUUGCGACAGCAUCUUCAGACUCAGAUAUGCUGACAUUGAUAUUUGAUAGCCCCGAAUCAACAAGCUAAGCCUGUCCCUUUACAGUCAGUACGCAACUCAUGGCAACAAGAAGCACCCUGAAGUGAGGUCGCUUUCCGGAAUGCUGGUCUCGGUUGCAGGAGGUCCGGCCGAUUCAUUUUUCCGCUAGGGAGAUCGCCUUCCUGACCGAAGCCCGCAGUGACGGCCGCGCUGUGUUCAGCGAUGCAGCAGUGUAACAGCACCGGUAUUCGCCCAUCAUGCGGCAGUUUCGCCUAGAAAAUUGCAGAUUUGAAAGCGACAGUGGCUCGAGCGCAUCUCUCCUGUAUUGCCGUUCUGCAGGACGUCGAGAGCGACCCACCAGCGGAAACUGCGAGUUCGUGACCAGGCACGUAAGAACCCUGUCAGCCCGAGCUCAACGAGUUGCAGGGACAUCCAGUUCCGAUGCCUCCGAACCAGCGGCUUAUUUUUCAGCAAGAAUCACGCGUCAGACACGACUUGCUCGUUGUGAUGGUUCACCUGGCGUCGCCGCACUCGCGCCGGCACUUUCCCACGCCAGUCACAAGAAAAAAUAGGGCAAAAGAAAGGAAAAGAAAAAAUCAGAAAAGAACAUCCAACAAUGGCCCAUGGAAAAAAAAGAAAAAGAAAAAAGAAAUCGAAAAGAAAAAAGUCGAAAAAGAGAAAAGAAAAAUAAGUGACAGUGGCAAUGUGGAGGUCUGGUUUCGGGAUGCAGCGGGAACUGCAAAAAAGUCGUCUGUGAAGAUGGAAGGCGAUGCAGGAGCGAGGCCCCAGAGGUGCAAUUUGAAGCUCCGACAGCGGUCCCUGUAACAGUUUGUCCGUGGCAGCUUUCUCGCACCUGCUUCUGGAGGACACAAGUCGGGUGCGGCACUGGCACGUACGGUAGCCAACACUGGAUGCUGCAUCCGUCGGCAGGCGUCGUUGCAAAAUGGAGUUGAUGCACGAUGUAGAUCAAUACGUCACACAGCCAGAGACCCCUGAGGAGACGGCGAUGCGACUGGUUUUUUCCGAGAUUUAGUUGUGCGCGUUCAUCCGAACACGACAGCCCUCUAACGGAGAUACCGAGAGCAACAGCAUCGUCAGCGGCAGAAGCAACUUCUACUGCUGGCCAUCUCCGAGCAAAGCAGAACCCUGCUUGAGGCUUUCCUGUGACGUUUCAACCGAGCGUCUUCGACAGUAUUCGUGGAAAAGAAGCGGCAACAGUGAACACAAUAUCUGUAGUCCUACUGUCGGACCGAGGACAAUGCGGACCACGCCAUGUAUUCAUGCGACACGCGGUCUGCGGCGUCGGCCCAGGAUGAGCCUUUGCUAUGGGGAGUAGUGAAGGACGUCCUUUGCGGUUGUACGUAAUUCCACUUCCGGCUAUGCGAGGGGAAACAAGUUGUAGAAUGCGACGCAAAUUGAAGGCAGCACACGGAGCAGUUCUGCGAAAACACUGGCUUCGCGACAACGCCUUCUAUCUAGGCAUCGCGCUUUUGCACUAGCACUGCGCCAGCCUUCGACGUUAGCCUUCCCGACCGUAGGAAGUGCUUGACGCUUUUGGACCAGCAGUGCGGCGGGCACAGUCAGCCUUCCCGACCGUAGGAAG
Molecule: messenger RNA, 1774 nt
Organism: Amoebophrya sp. A120
Lineage: Eukaryota; Dinophyceae; Syndiniales; Amoebophryaceae
Source: the annotation of a GenBank genome assembly